Messenger RNA from Eutrema salsugineum, 2622 nucleotides. RefSeq lists its product as uncharacterized. Gene Ontology annotation, molecular function: RNA-DNA hybrid ribonuclease activity; nucleic acid binding. The coding region runs from base 1 to 2622 and encodes 873 amino acids. Lineage: Eukaryota; Viridiplantae; Streptophyta; Magnoliopsida; Brassicales; Brassicaceae. The transcript has a single exon. The record is from RefSeq and is a predicted model, not a curated record.
AUGACGGAGUUCCGUCCGAUUAGCCUUUGCAACGUGAGCUAUAAGAUAAUCUCAAAGCUCAUGUGUAAACGACUUAAAAAGACAUUACCUAAUCUAAUCUCAGAGACUCAAUCGGCCUUCAUGGCUAGGAGGCUGAUCACCGACAAUAUUCUGUUGGCACAAGAAAAUUUUCAUGCACUUCGUACUAACUUGGUGUGCAGAGAAAACUUUAUGGCUAUCAAGACAGAUAUGAGCAAAGCAUACGGCAGAGUGGAAUGGAGCUUCAUUAAAGCCCUAGUGAUCAAGUUGGGCUUCUCUGAGAGAUGGGUCAAGCUUCUGAUGUUUUGUAUUUCUUCGGUAUCCUACCAAGUGUUGAUAAACGGAGAACCAAAAGGACAUAUCACUCCAUCACGAGGAUUGAGACAAGGAGACCCCCUCUCUCCGUUUUUGUUUAUCAUAUGCACCGAGGCUCUUAUCUCACUCCUAAAUGGAGCAGAAAAGGAAAACCAAAUUUCUGGGCUAAAAAUUGCCCAAGCAAGCCCACCAGUUUCCCAUCUACUAUUCGCGGAUGAUAGCUUGUUCUUCUGUCGAGCGGACAUCCAACAAGGAACCGAGAUCUUUAGGAUCAUCAACACAUAUGGCUCAGCCUCGGGACAGCAACUUAAUCUGGGCAAAUCAUCAAUCAUGUUUAGAAAUGGAGUUCACCUGACAUUGAAGCAAGGUAUCAAGGACGCCAUCGGAAUCUCGGCAGAGGGUGGCAUGGGCAUGUACCUGGGCCUCCCAGAACAAAUUUGUGGAUCAAAAAAGAAAGUUUUCUCCUACGUCCAUGAUCGACUGAGUAACCGAGUAAAUUCCUGGUCUGCAAGACUUCUUUCCAAAGGUGGAAAAGAAAUUCAGAUAAAAUCGGUAGCCCAAGCUGUCCUUACUUACGUCAUGUCAUGCUUUCUAUUACCCCAAGGAGUGACUGACAAGUUACGGAGUGCCAUUGCUAAUUUCUGGUGGAGUUCGAAACAGAAUAAUAGAGGGAUUCACUGGAUUGCUUGGGACAAGAUUUGUAUCCCCCAAGAUAUGGGAGGCCUAGGAUUUCGGGAUCUACAAGAUUUCAAUUUAGCUCUUCUAGCUAAACAGCUAUGGCGUCUUAUCCAGUACCCUUCAUCUCUGCUGGCUAGGGUCUUACGAGGACGAUACUAUAGACAAUCUGACCCGUUGGAAGAUCGUAGAGUCUACUCCCCGUCUUAUGGGUGGAGGAGUAUUUUAGCUGCAAAACCAUACCUAAUGAUGGGAUUGCAGAAGACGAUAGGGUCGGGUCUAAAUACAAGGGUCUGGAGCGAACCAUGGAUCCCGGACACUAGAGCUCGGCCGGCGAGAGCCACCCCACAGAUCGGCUACCAGGACCCGGGAUUACUCGUUUACUCCUUUAUCCAACAAGAUACAAAGCAGUGGGAUGUUCCCCUUCUGAGAAAUUUCUUCCAACCCGAAGAUGUCUCCCUUAUCCUAGGGUUGAGACCUAGCCGGAACCGUACCUUGGAUGGAUAUGCAUGGAACCAUUCCAAAUCAGGAAUCUAUUCGGUUAAGACGGGCUAUGACCUAAUAAGAAGGACAAAGUUACAACAGGAACCUAGAAUAAUAAGGGAACCGAGCAUUACGGUACUGCAAAGUCAGGUUUGGAAAACCCGCUCACCCGGAAAAAUGAAACACUUCAUAUGGCAAGCAUUAUCAGGAUGUGUGGCUACCUGCCAGAAUUUAGCAUACCAGCACCUGGGAUCUGAAACAAGCUGCCCCCGAUGUGUAGAUCCCGAGGAAUCUAUAAAUCACCUUUUAUUUUUAUGUCCCCUGGCACUUCAAGUCUGGGCGUUAUCGGACUACCUGUCCCUUCCGGGCCUCUUCCCGAGUACCUCUAUUUAUCAAAAUAUGAGCUUUCUUUUUUGGAAAACGAAAGAGCUAGGCAUGAUGGAUCCUCAAAAGGAUGUAUAUCCUUGGAUCCUAUGGUUCAUUUGGAAAGCAAGGAACGACAAAAUCUUUAACGGGAAAUCAAUUUCCCCAGAAGAUACCUUGAUCCAUGCAAAGGUGGAAGCAGAGAGCUGGAGAAUCGCGAACCAACCAGAAGAUAACGAGGACGCAUCCGGUGAGACCUUAGCUCCUCCGUUUCCCCAGAUACCUACCUCCGCGAUCCAACGAGUUCCGACAUGUCGGAUUGAUGCCUCUUGGAUCGAUCACGGACCUGUUAGCGGACUCGGGUGGAGCCUGGUGGACGUUAGAGGAAAUGAGGUGUAUGGUCAACAAGGAUGCCGCAGAAGCCUCUCCGCCCUCCAUGCGGAGAUGGAUUGCCUCUUGUGGGCUAUGUCAAGUUUGAGUGAACGGCACAUAACAUCGGUGUUUUUUCUGACCGACUGUUCUGAUCUAGUGAAUAUGACCGAAUCUCCAUCUGAUUGGCCGUCUUUUUCGUCUGAGUUAGAAAACCUACGCAUCCUUCGUGAAAGCUUCUCAGAUUUCGUCAUCUCCCAUAUCCCGAGAAAUGAAAAUGUCCGGGCGGACAGUCUUACAAAAGGAGCCCGAGUAAGAGGACAAAUAUUCACCCAUAUCGAUCAUACCGAAUCGGUUGAGAACGACCCCGAAAACUGCCCUCAGCCCGACCAACAGUGA